This is a messenger RNA of Peniophora sp. CBMAI 1063, 249 nucleotides long. NCBI's taxonomy places the organism in Eukaryota, Fungi, Basidiomycota, Agaricomycetes, Russulales, Peniophoraceae. The record is from the annotation of a GenBank genome assembly.
AUGGCCACACAACCAAAGCUGCCAUCAAGGCUGCCGAGCCAGCCCGCGGUGCGAGAUGCGACGACCACGGCCGAACAGCUGCAGCAGCCGCUCAUAGGCCGAGCGACUAAUCCGAACGAGACGGCCAUCUUCAUUUGCGCCUAUGCAGAUUGUAACCGGUUAUAUCCGAACAGGGAGCGGCUGAUGAUGCACCGCCGGCGGGACCACCAGACGGAGGACGGGGGACAGGUUGUGACCUGGAACGAGUGA